AGCACCACGAGCUGACCUCGCUCUUCGAGUGCCCGGUCUGCUUUGACUAUGUCCUGCCCCCCAUCCUGCAGUGCCAGGCCGGGCACCUGGUAUGUAACCAAUGCCGCCAGAAGUUGAGCUGCUGCCCGACGUGCAGGGGCGCCCUGACGCCCAGCAUCAGGAACUUGGCUAUGGAGAAGGUGGCCUCGGCAGUCCUGUUUCCCUGCAAGUACGCCACCACGGGCUGCUCCCUGACCCUGCACCACACGGAGAAGCCAGAGCACGAAGACAUCUGUGAAUACCGCCCCUACUCCUGCCCUUGCCCCGGGGCCUCCUGCAAGUGGCAGGGGUCCUUGGAAGCCGUGAUGUCCCAUCUCAUGCACGCCCACAAAAGCAUCACCACCCUGCAGGGAGAAGACAUCGUCUUCCUAGCCACGGACAUUAACCUGCCGGGGGCCGUCGACUGGGUGAUGAUGCAGUCGUGCUUCGGCCACCAUUUCAUGCUGGUGCUGGAGAAGCAAGAGAAGUACGAGGGCCACCAGCAGUUCUUCGCCAUCGUGCUGCUCAUCGGCACCCGCAAGCAAGCCGAGAACUUUGCCUACAGACUGGAGCUGAACGGGAACCGGCGGAGACUGACCUGGGAGGCCACGCCCCGGUCCAUCCACGACGGCGUGGCGGCGGCCAUCAUGAACAGCGACUGCCUUGUGUUUGACACAGCCAUAGCGCAUCUGUUUGCAGAUAAUGGCAACCUUGGAAUCAAUGUGACCAUUUCUACGUGUUGUCCAUGAGGCGCCGCAGUUAUUUGGGCCCAGGGCUCUAUGGGGAAUAAAGGUUUUUACAGAUGUUCUAUUCGCUGUGUCUUCACGGAUCAAGACCCACAGUUAACCCCAUGUUCUGUUUGAACAAGCAGCUUCCCAUCUGGCAUUGGCCCAACAGAGUUCAUUAAACAGGGAUGAAUGCGGUUGGCCUGCUAGUCAUUUGGAGUCUGUUCUGUGAUCUAAAAUCAACUUUGUUAUUAAAUUUUAUUUACUUCCUGAACAGCACUUGACAGGUUGCUCAGGGCUCCUGUAGACCAGUACGUUAGGAAUUGGAGGCUCCUUCCUGCCUGACUCCCUCUCUUGGUUCCUCCAAGUGGACAAAAGCACAGUGACUGUCGAUAGAUUCCUUAACUUUUACCUUUUUAGGGGAGUAGGAAUUGUUUUAAUGCAUUUUAAACAGUGUUCUCAAACUGGAUGGCUAGCCAAUAGACAGAAUCACCUGUAGUACUCAUCUGAAACAUCCAGAUCUGGGGAGCCUCUGAAUUUAACAAUCUCGUCAGGUGAUUCUGUUCGACAAUAAAGUUUGAGAAUUGCUGGAUUAAAUUGUGGAAAGGGUCCAGAUUUUAAAGGUGCUUUACGAUUGCCCUCUACUGAUACUGUUUGUCUUUCUACUAUUUCAUGCCCCCACCACCUACCAUUCCCAAAUUAAAACCAGAACUGCAGAUCCCCAUGAACACACUCCUGAGAUUUGGUCACUCUCUUGUGUUUGGGGUGAAUUGCCUAGGAAAGCAAAUCAUAUGGCCACUGAUAGUUACCACAUAGUUUUUGCUCAUCACUAGUACAGAUGACCUGUUUACAUGUGGCUUCCCUCAGAGGCCAUCCUUGACUGUAGAUGGUGGGAAAGACUAGAUCAGUAGAGUUGGAAAAGCUUUAUAACCGGUGUCAUAUGCUUGCUAUUUAAAGGUAUGUGUUGGAUUGUUGUUUUUUGCCACAUUCACUUUAGUUUUUUAAUAAAUACUUUCCAAAAAUGAA
Messenger RNA from Leptonychotes weddellii (Weddell seal), 1769 nucleotides. It is a transcript of the gene SIAH2, whose product is annotated as siah E3 ubiquitin protein ligase 2. NCBI's taxonomy places the organism in Eukaryota, Metazoa, Chordata, Mammalia, Carnivora, Phocidae. Gene Ontology annotation, biological process: proteasome-mediated ubiquitin-dependent protein catabolic process; multicellular organism development. Gene Ontology annotation, cellular component: cytoplasm. The record is from RefSeq and is a predicted model, not a curated record. Gene Ontology annotation, molecular function: zinc ion binding; ubiquitin protein ligase activity; ubiquitin conjugating enzyme binding.